AUGAUCGCAAUCGGCCUCGAGAGCUCCGCCAACAAAGUGGGCGUGGGCAUCAUUCUGCAUCCUGAUAACGGCGACACCCCGCAGGUGCUGGCAAACGUCCGUCACACGUACGUGGCCCCCCCCGGCGAGGGAUUCCUGCCGAAGGACACGGCUCGGCAUCAUAGGUACUGGGUGGUCAAGCUCGUCAAGAAAGCCCUGCAGGAAGCGCGGGUAUCCGUUAAGGAUGUCGACUGUAUCUGCUACACCAAGGGACCCGGCAUGGGUGCCCCCCUGCAAAGCGCCGCGAUCACAGCUCGCAUGCUGAGCCUGUUAUGGAGCAAGGAGCUGGUCGGUGUUAACCACUGUGUCGGCCACAUUGAGAUGGGCAGGGCGGUCACCGGCGCCUUGAACCCUGUUGUUCUAUACGUGUCGGGAGGAAACACACAGGUUAUCGCUUACAGUUCACAACGGUACCGGAUAUUUGGGGAAACGUUGGAUAUGGCAGUGGGGAACUGUCUUGAUCGGUUCGCCCGCACAUUACGGAUCUCCAACGAUCCGGCGCCAGGGUACAACAUCGAACAGCUCGCGAAGAAAGGGAAGCGGCUCGUCGAUCUACCUUACACUGUCAAGGGAAUGGACAUCUCCAUGUCCGGGAUCUUGGCCGCAAUCGAUUCUCUAGCGGUAAGUUACGGUCUAGACCGGGAAGCGAAGGAAGGGGAAGGCGACGAUGUCCCCACGCUGGAUGCUGAAGGGAAUCCCAACCCAACACGCGCCGACCUGUGCUUUUCCCUCCAGGAGACCGUCUACUCGAUGCUGGUGGAGAUCACCGAGCGGGCCAUGGCUCAUGUUGGCUCAAAACAAGUGCUGAUCGUCGGCGGUGUUGGGUGCAACGAGCGGCUCCAGGAAAUGAUGGGCAUCAUGGCUCGCGAUCGCGGGGGCAGUGUUUUCGCUACUGACGAACGUUACUGCAUCGAUAACGGUAUCAUGAUCGCACAGGCUGGCCUCCUGGCUUAUAAGGCGGGAUUCCGGACGCCACUGAGUGAAUCGACCUGUACACAGCGAUUCCGUACGGACGAUGUCUUUGUCGGAUGGAGAGACUAG
Penicilliopsis zonata CBS 506.65 is the source of this 1080-nucleotide messenger RNA. RefSeq lists its product as hypothetical. Gene Ontology annotation, cellular component: cytoplasm; EKC/KEOPS complex. Gene Ontology annotation, biological process: tRNA threonylcarbamoyladenosine modification. The transcript is spliced from 2 exons. Lineage: Eukaryota; Fungi; Ascomycota; Eurotiomycetes; Eurotiales; Aspergillaceae. Bases 1 to 1080 code for a protein of 359 amino acids. The record is from RefSeq and is a predicted model, not a curated record.